UACUUUUUGACUUGGAGGAGAGGUGAUUCGAAUUGGGAUCUCUUCUCAGGAGAGAUAUAUGCCGAGUGUUAGUGUUACCAGACCAACCUCAAAUACUAGACUUAGCCGUGUAUGAUCAGUCAACUGCGUUGGCCCACGACUUGGGAUUUUGUUUUUUUAUGUUUUGAUGUUGAUAGGCAUGGAGCUCUGGACUCUAGUCACAAACAAUGGCUUCUAUCUAUGCUGAGACACAAAGUGAGGUGAAGUGAAUCUCUCACAUGGGUUGUUUUCACUCCAAGACCACCCACUUUCACUCACCAGACGACCCUUCUUCUCAGUCCGACCCAGCAAAUGGGAUUCCAGUUGAGGAAGAGGAUCGAUCUCCGGUCUUUAAAGAGUAUGGUCUUAACGAGCUUCGAAAGGCCACAAAUGGGUUCGGCUCCGACUAUAUUGUCUCCGAGAGCGGUGAGAAAGCUCCCAAUGUGGUUUACAGAGGAAAGCUUCAGAACAAUCGUCUGGUUGCGGUUAAACGCUUCUCCAAGCAGUCAUGGCCCGACGCUCAUCAGUUCGUGGUCGAGGCAGCAGGAGUGGGGAAGGUGAGGCAUGAGAGAUUGGUGAAUCUGAUCGGUUGCUGUGCUGAAGAUGAUGAACGACUUUUGGUAGCUGAGUACAUGCCCAAUGAUACUUUGUCCAAGCAACUCUUUCAUUGGGACAAGCAACCAUUGCCAUGGGAAAUGAGAGUUAGAGUUGCUUACUAUAUUGCUCAGGCCCUUGACCAUUGCAACGCAGUAAACCAGAAGAUUUAUCAUGAUCUAAAUGCUUAUAGAAUACUAUUUGAUGAGGAUGGUGGCCCUCGUUUGUCUAGUUUUGGCCUCAUGAAAAAUAGUCGAGAUGGUAAAAGCUACAGUACUAAUUUAGCUUAUACUCCACCUGAGUUUGUACGCACAGGCAGGGUCAUCCCAGAGAGUGUCAUCUACAGUUAUGGAACUGUUCUGUUAGAUCUUUUGAGUGGAAAGCAUAUUCCUCCAAGCCAUGCAUUGGACAUAAUAAGAGGGAAAAGUGUACUGUCUUUAAUGGAUUCAUCAUUGGAAGGACAGUAUGAGAAUGAUGAUGCAACUAAUUUGGUUGAGCUUGCUUCAAAAUGUCUUCAGUCCGAGGCUAGGAACAGACCUGAUACUAAGUUUCUUCUCACAGCAGUGGGACCACUUCAAAAGCAGAAAGAGGUGGCUUCUCAUGUUCUAAUGGGCCUACCUAAAUAUAUGGUUGUGCUGCAAACUAUGCUAUCUCCCCUUGGGCAGGCUUGCACAAGGAUGGAUCUAACUGCCAUUCAUGAUAUUUUGCUCAAAACAGGCUAUAAAGAUGAAGAAGGGGCAGAAAAUGAGCUUUCAUUCCAAGAAUGGACACAACAAGUGCAAGAUAUGGUGAACACCAAGAAGUUUGGGGAUAUAGCUUUCAGGGACAAGGAUUUCAAGAGUGCAAUCGAGUAUUAUUCAAAGUUAGUAGCUAUGAUGGCUGCGCCUUCAGCUACUGUCUUUGCUAGAAGAGCUUUCUCAUACUUGAUGAACGAUCAAGCAGAACUUGCCUUGAGAGACGCCAUGCAGGCCCAAGUGUGCAUACCCGAGUGGCCAACUGCAUUCUACUUGCAGGCUCUGGCACUGUCGAAGCUCGGAAUGGAGACUGAUGCUCAGGAUAUGCUCAACGAUGGAGCAUCCUUCGAAACUAAGAGGCAGAACAACUGGCGAAGCUAAAAUUAAGUCUUGUGACCAAACAGGUCCCUCCUUCUCAUUAACUAUGUUGAUUGAAAUAGGAAAUGAAGUAGAGAAAAAUGAAAUGCGAGUAAUAGAGGUUUUCUUGAGAAAAUUAUGCUAAACAUCUUGUUGUCUAUAUACUUAUAUAUACAACGUAGUAAGUAGUAACAGGCUUGAGCUAUGUAUAAUGGACUCAUCUACGGAUGCAGUUGUUAAAUAUUAUGUUUGUAUUAGUUGAUUUCUUUGAAAUAUCACA
Molecule: messenger RNA, 1983 nt
Organism: Humulus lupulus (European hop)
Lineage: Eukaryota; Viridiplantae; Streptophyta; Magnoliopsida; Rosales; Cannabaceae
Product: serine/threonine-protein kinase BSK2-like
Exons: 10
Coding region: 258-1727 (489 amino acids)
Biological process (GO): brassinosteroid mediated signaling pathway; protein phosphorylation
Molecular function (GO): ATP binding; protein binding; protein kinase activity
Source: RefSeq, a predicted model, not a curated record